Molecule: messenger RNA, 540 nt
Organism: Tetrahymena thermophila SB210
Lineage: Eukaryota; Ciliophora; Oligohymenophorea; Hymenostomatida; Tetrahymenidae
Exons: 3
Source: RefSeq, a predicted model, not a curated record
AUGAGGGUAAAAACUCCAAUUAGGUAGUAACCCUUUUUUAAUUAGUAUUAACUCCGCUCUUUUCUCCAAAAAUCAGUCCUCCGCAAAUAGCACCUGCAAUUAGAGAAUGAAAAGGAGAUUAUACUCCUCUUAAUCUAUUAAGUAAACAUACAAGAGACUUGUAUGAAAAGACGUAUGUACCCAAGUUUCUAGCAUGCUCUAAAUAUUGUCAUAACCAAAGCAUGCAUAAAGCGAAUUUUAGCUCCAUAGUAUAAGCCAUUUCUCAAACCUCUUACAGAAGAUACAACACAAGACUGGUGGUUACAAGGAGCUUUAGAGACAAAUGUUUCCAUAACAAAUUUUUAAAUAAAAAAUUGGUUUUCUUAAUUUGCUUUCAUUUUGUUAGAAGUAGAGUCGUUUUAGUAUAAUAUUAUCAAUGAGCUAUAAUACCGAAUUAUUUUGAUGCCUUUAUUUGAUUUAAUAUUAGGAUAAUCAAUGAAUAAAUAGAAUCUUAAGAUUGCUUAAUCUCAAUAUUAUCAACAUAAAAAAACAUUAGAGUGA